This is a messenger RNA of Cylas formicarius (sweet potato weevil), 1208 nucleotides long. Its product is annotated as aldo-keto reductase family 1 member B1-like. Gene Ontology annotation, cellular component: cytosol. Bases 199 to 1155 code for a protein of 318 amino acids. Gene Ontology annotation, molecular function: aldose reductase (NADPH) activity. The record is from RefSeq and is a predicted model, not a curated record. NCBI's taxonomy places the organism in Eukaryota, Metazoa, Arthropoda, Insecta, Coleoptera, Brentidae. The transcript has 4 exons.
CGUUAUCGAAAGAAGCACGACGCAACCUUGAAACAUUCUCAAGCGUUAGUAUCGAAUUUGCGUAUGUAAUUUCGUUCAGCAAUUGAAAAGAUAAGAACCAAGCUAAAGUAAUUCAAAAAGCUCUUAUAAUAUUAAAUCAAACGAAAAUCGCGUCCAGUUAAUUACAAAGACUAACGGGAGUCGCAAGCGUUAGUUAAAAUGGCUGCCAAAGUCCCGAAGGUUAAGUUCAAUAAUGGCAACGAGAUCCCCAUCUUUGGUCUCGGCACAUGGAAGUCGAAACCUGGCGAAGUAGAACAAGCAGUAAAAGACGCCAUCGAUAUCGGGUACCGCCAUAUAGAUUGCGCCCACGUUUACCAGAACGAGCAAGAAGUUGGCAAAGCUUUGAAAGCCAAAUUUUCAGAAGGUGGUGUCAAAAGAGAAGAUCUCUUCAUCACCACGAAAUUGUGGAACACUUAUCACAGACCCGACCUCGUUGAGAAAAAUCUCAAAAUUUCGUUGGCCGAUUUGGGACUGGAGUAUGUCGACCUCUACCUCAUCCAUUGGCCUAUGGCAUACAAAGAGGACGCGGAUAUUUUCCCGAGAGAUAGCGAGGGCAACAUUGUUUUUAGCGAUGUCGAUUACGUAGAUACGUGGAAAGCGCUGGAAAAACUGGUAGAAAAGGGACUCGCCAAAUCCAUCGGAUUAUCCAAUUUCAAUAAAAAGCAGAUCGAAAGAGUUCUCGCGGUUGCCAAAAUCCAACCGGCCAAUCUGCAAGUCGAGUGCCAUCCUUACUUGAAUCAAAGCAAACUCAUAGACUUUGCUAGAUCGAAAGGAAUUACGGUGACAGCGUACAGUCCUUUAGGGUCACCUGAUCGCCCGUGGGCUAAACCUGAUGAUCCUCAACUUUUGGACGAUCCUAAACUGUUACAAAUCGCUAAAAAAUACAACAAAACUUCCGCUCAAGUAUUGCUCCGUUACCAGGUCGAUAGAGGCAUCAUCGUGAUCCCUAAGUCGGUAACCAAAUCGAGAAUCCAGCAAAAUUUCGAAAUAUUCGACUUCAGUUUGUCGAAAGAGGAUAUUGAGAAGUUGAACGCUUUCGACUGUAACGGAAGAUUGGUGCCUAUGACAGCGGCGUUGGGACACAAACACCAUCCAUUUGAAAACGACGAAUAUUAGAAGCACAAUAUUAUACCAUUUAUUUACCAGUGUGCAAAUAAAUAAUUAUUGUG